Molecule: messenger RNA, 2022 nt
Organism: Prunus armeniaca (apricot)
Lineage: Eukaryota; Viridiplantae; Streptophyta; Magnoliopsida; Rosales; Rosaceae
Source: the annotation of a GenBank genome assembly
AUGCUGGUGAAAUUGAGCCAUUUCCUGUAUUCAUUGCUUGGUUUGAUUGCAGUAAUACUUGUAGUUCAUGGCCAGGAUCAAACAGGCUUCAUUAACAUAGACUGUGGGCUACCACCUAAUUCAAGCUAUAACGAGCAGAGAACAGGCUUGUUUUACAUUUCAGAUGCAACUGUUGUGGACACAGGUGAAAGCUCUGGGACGCCGUUUAUAUCAGCGAUAGAACUAAGGCCUCUGAAUAAUACACUCUACCCUACUCAAAUGGGGUCCUUAGCACUCUUCAGGCAGUAUAAAGAUGACGUUUAUGAUCGCUUCUGGUAUCCCCAUUAUUACAGUGCAUGGACACAAGUAACCACCUCACUUACCAUCGAACCUGAAAAUGAGACUGCCUACCAACCACCAUCCAUUGUCAUGAGUUCUGCGGCAGCGCCAAAAAAUAUGACUACUUUGGAUAUUUGGUGGAUUCCCCCUGAUGAAAAUACCCAAUAUCAUGUGUACAUGCACUUCGCUGAAGUUGAAAAACUCCCAACCAACCAGUCUAGACUGUUGAGCAUUACUUGGAAUGGGAAGCCCUUCGUUACAAAACCUUUUUCUCUUAAGUACUUAACCACAACAACUGUGUAUACGAAAGAGGCUUUGAGUGGGGGACAGCAAAACUUUUCAAUCUCUCAGGUUGGAAACUCUACCCUUCCACCCAUCAUCAAUGCCUUUGAGAUUUAUACGGUCCUUGAGUUAUUGCAGGCAGAAACUAACCAAGAAGAUGUUGAGCCCAUCACAAACUUAAAGUUAACCUACGGAGUGAAGAGAAAUUGGCAAGGUGAUCCAUGUGCUCCGAAAGAGUACUCGUGGGAAGGGUUAAACUGCAGCUAUGAUGGUUAUGAGCCCCCCAGAAUCAUAUCCUUGAACUUGUCCUCUAGUGGAUUAACUGGGGAAAUAGCUCCUCCUUUAUUCAAUCUCACAAUGCUACGGACUCUGGAUUUAUCAAACAACAAUUUGACAGGACCAGUGCCAGAAUUUGUGUCUCAAUUACCAAACUUAAAAAUCCUAAACUUGGAGAAAAACAAGCUCACAGGUUCAGUUCCAGCUGGACUAAUUCAAAAAUCAAAUGAUGGUUUGCUAUCAUUAAGAGGUGGAUUUGGAACAGUUUAUCAUGGCUACAUAGAUGAUACUCAAGUAGCUGUGAAGGUGCUUUCACCUUCAUCAAUUCAAGGAUAUCAAGAAUUUCAUUCAGAGGUUAAUCUUCUCAUGAGAGUUCAUCACAGAAAUUUGACAAGCCUUGUCGGAUAUUGCAAGGAUGGAACCAAUACAGGGCUCAUCUAUGAAUACAUGGCCAAUGGAAACUUACACAAGCAUCUUUCAGAUAACACUUCAAAUAUAUUGAGUUGGGAAGACAGACUUCGAAUUGCAAUGGAUGCAGCAUAUGGAUUGGAGUAUCUACACUAUGGUUGUACACCACCUAUAAUUCACAGAGAUGUGAAAUCUACAAAUAUCUUGUUGAAUGAAAACUUUCAAGCCAAACUAUCUGACUUUGGCCUAUCAAGAAUAUUCCCUGCUGAUGAUGGCACUCAUGUAUGGACACGUGUUGCCGGAACUCCUGGGUACCUUGACCCUGAGUACUACCUAUCAAACAUGUUAAAUGAGAAAAGUGAUGUGUAUAGCUUUGGGAUUGUGUUGUUGGAGAUUAUCACAAGCCGACCUGCUUUAUCAAAGACACAUGAGAAAAUUCACAUUGGUCAAUGGGUUAGUUUCAUGGUUGAGAAAGGGGACAUUAGAAGUAUUGUCGAUUCAAGACUAGAAGGAAACUUUAAUAGCAACUCUGCCUGGAAAGCUGUUGAAGUAGCUUUGGCUUGUGUAUCUUCAAGUUCCACCAAAAGGCCAACAAUGAGUCAGGUAGUGACAGAGCUGAAAGAGUGCUUGGCUGCAGAGUUUGCUCGAAACAAGGAGAUCCGCGAUACUGAUUCAAACGAUUCAAAUGAACUGAUGUCAUUGAAAUUCACCACUGAGAUGAGACCAUUAGCUAGGUAG